AUGGUGUUCUCUUCAUUGCUAAACAUCGGGGCACAUCUCGCCGGUUUAGCCAGUCGAUCCCAACAUAUUAUUGAUAGCCGUACCUCAAAACAUGAACCAGAGCCGGUCAUAAUUAAUAGUUGGAUUAGCUUCAAAAUAGAUAACGACCAAUACCUCGCUAGGCCGACAAUAUCUGUGAACCCAACUUUCAAACACGUUCACAUCUCAAAAACGCCUUCGACAAGUACUGCCGGUCAUGAAUAUCUCCUACAGAGCUCAAAAGAGGCGCCCAUACUAGCGACAUACAUACAGGUGCCGAAGGACCAGAAAGUCAAUGCAAGGAUGCUGGAAUGGGCAAAGAACAUUUUAGACCAGGACGACGUCUUCCACAUUGACUUUCUUCAGUGCAUCGUUCUUGGCGGCGUCGGUCUGGAUCAUAUGCAUCUGGAGCGUGAUGUGGAGCGUGUUUUUGAGAAAUGGAAUAUUACGCCCAAAGUGGUGUAUGAGCCUGACCUGGGUAUUGCGAGCGGGCCAUAUUAUCUCCUUAAAGGCUAUUUUCACUCGGUAUUUAAAGUCUAUCCUGACAAUCAGCUCGCAUUUGUGCAGGCCCUGUGGCCUUCUCUACAAAAGGAUGGUCGAUUCGUUGAAGUUGAAGCAGCUGGAAAUGCUUAUCGAGCACAUGGGAUUACUGUCCCCUCAAGGUCCUAUUCGGCAACACUGUUCCCAUCAGCGGUCCGCGAGGAUAUCACCAGGCCCCUUGAAGGGUUGAGAGUUGCUGUCAAGGACAAUUAUCACCUUAGCGGUACUCGUACGACUCUCGGAAACCGUGCGUAUUUUGAAACGUAUCCCAUACAACAAAAUACCGCAGAAACGAUAUCUUUAUUGCUGAAAGCGGGCGCUACUAUUGUUGGAAAGACCCAUCUCAGUUCGUUUGCCAUGAUGGAGCAUCCGACUCAAAGUGUGGACUACCAAGCGCCAUUCAAUCCGCGAGGAGAUGGCUACCUAAUCACCGGUGGCAGCAGUGGCGGGAGUGCUGCUGCAAUUGCAGCCUACGAUUGGAUUGAUCUGUCAAUAUGUAGUGACACUACUGGAAGUGCUCGAAUCCCGGCGCUUCAAACUGGGAUCUUUGGGUUCCGUCCUUCAACCAAUUCAAUAUCGGGCAAAGGAUUAGUCAACGCAUGGGCGGGGGUUGACAUGCCUGGCUGGCUUGGAAGAGAUCUUGAUAUUUUCCCCGAUAUCUUUCGAGCUUUACACCCUUUGAGAGAGCAAGGCAACAACGCUUCAACAGAUGAAGGCAAAUUCGUGAUUCUAUAUCCAACUGAUUUUAUGCCUGAGGAGAAUGUCGAACAGCUUCACGCAAUGGACAGUUUCCUUGACGAUGUAUGUAAAGCAACCGGAUGUCCGUGUCAUACUAUCUCCAUCCAAGAUGAUUGGCGCAGCACAGCACCCGUCGAGGAGAAAGAUUUACACCAGUACCUUUACAACCUAAUGCACCAUGGGUGGUAUUAUGCGGCUUAUCACUCGUUCGAUGAAUUUAGAGAUCGAUAUCACGAGCUCCAUGGUCAUGAGCCCUUUGUGACAGAGGUUGUGAGAUGGUACUGGGCCCUGGGCAGCCAAGUCAGCAUGGAACAGCAUACGGAGAUAUUGAAACGCAUGUCCAUUUUUCGGUCUUGGUUUCUGGAGCGAUAUGCAUCGUCCUGUCAAAUGCUCGUGGCAAUUCAUAUUGAUUCCAUCAAACCAAGAUACCGCGAUGAAUACCCUGGCAAUAGCAACCCGGAGGUUCCGGGACUUCGACCGACCUAUCUUGCUGCCAUUCUUGGGGCACCUGAAUUGGCCAUUCCAAUCUCGGAAACUAAAUACGAAUCUCGCAUCACUGGAAAAAGAGAAAAGCUACCGAUAGUGAUCUCCCUUAUGGGGGCUCCAGGAGGCGAUUUGAGGCUUCUUGAAUGGGCCGUGACAGCACUACAUAAGUCUAAUCGCCGCACAAAAGUCCUGCCCGGUAAGGUAGCAUUUUGAAGUUGUAUUGACUGUUUCAUUUGCAGGGUUUGCGUUACUGAACAGACGUUCAGAUUUUUCUCUAAGUGAAGGAGGAGAUGAAUGCAACAAAGUGGUUUCAAAUCUCAAUGAUGCCUGUAAUAAAUAAGUUAAUAUCUAAGGUGAAAUAUUUACCCCUC
This is a messenger RNA of Talaromyces stipitatus ATCC 10500, 2153 nucleotides long. RefSeq lists its product as uncharacterized. The coding region runs from base 1 to 1995 and encodes 664 amino acids. The transcript is spliced from 7 exons. Lineage: Eukaryota; Fungi; Ascomycota; Eurotiomycetes; Eurotiales; Trichocomaceae. The record is from RefSeq and is a predicted model, not a curated record.